ACGAUAAGAGUACGUCACAUGGAUCAACUCGUUGAAGAACGAAGUAAUGUAUUAUAUGAGAUGACGGGAUGUAACGGAAAUAAGUAACACAUAUUGUAAUAAAAAUAUUUUCUUCAAAAUAAGACGUUUUAAAUUGAUGGAGGAAGAUGGCGGUAAAAGAAUGAGAGGCAGAGCUCGUGGUAGAGCCCGUGGUCGUGCUCGUGGCAGGACUCGAGGAAGAUCAAAAAAACAAGUUAAAGUUAUUGAAAGCGAUGAAGAAGACCAACCCCCACAAACAGAAGAAACCCCAGCUGAAGUUACUACUGGAGAACCGGAGGAACAUGAACCCCCACCAUUGCAGCAAGCUCCUUUGGAGCAACAGUUUGAUUUGGAAGCAGAUAUAUCACAACUGGAGGCACCCACUUUUACAACUAUUAAUAGAGGACCCCCUGAACCUAUGUUACGGUUAAGAUGGGACCAUCGUGUUAAUCUCAUCGGUGAAAAAGUUCUUAAUCCUAUGAUACAUUGUUGCGACAAAUGUUUAAAGCCUAUUCUUAUUUAUGGACGUAUGAUACCUUGUAAACAUGUCUUUUGUUUAUCUUGUGCCAAACGAGAAGAUAAAGUUUGUCCACGUUGCAUGGAAAAAGUUUCCAGAGUAGAACAAACAGGUUUGGGUACUGUAUUUAUGUGUACCCAUGGGGGAACAAGGUAUGGAAAUGCUGGUUGUAGAAGAACAUAUCUCAGUCAACGAGAUUUGCAGGCACAUAUUAAUCAUCGGCAUAUAUCUGCUCCUCCACAACCAGUUCAAGGAAUGCCAGUUGAACCUUCCCAAUACGUGCAUUCUAAAUCAGAUAUUGAAUCACAGUUGUCUAAAGUGUCUUCUGUUUCAAUGCAGAAUUCACGAAUAAAGCCAGUGCAAUCUCAUAUGGUGCAACCCAUUAUGGGAAAUGAUCCAAGAGUGAAUUCAAUGGUUAAUCAACAAUCUGUGGAACAUAGACAACAACAUAGACCACAAACAAUCAUAUCUAUGCAAAAUUAUCCACAAAAUUCUGCACCACCUCCUAGUAAUGGACCCAUGCGAACUAAUCUCAUAACCGUACCCAUCCAAGACACUACAAUGGCAACACAUGAAAUACAUUCUCAGCAAGGCCAUCAUUAUUAUCCUCCUCCACCCCCACAAGUGAAUUAUGGAACGUACAAUGUUCCACCACCUGUUUCACAAACACAACAAUAUUAUCCACAAGCUCAACACCCGACACAAGUAUCUUAUGUGCCACAACCUCCAUCUCAGCAACAAUAUGUAUCUUCUACCCCAACUUCGAUAAGGCCAUCUCCAACUGGAUAUAUACAAGAUCCACAAUAUGGCCCACCACCACCACAACAGCCACCUCCCCCACAGCCUCAAUGGUCACAACAUCAACAACAAUUUUACAGAUAGAAACUAAUUAUACUAUUUAGUGAUCAUUGUGAAAACUGCAUCAAGGUGUUGUGAUAAAACUAACAUGGAUAAUA
Molecule: messenger RNA, 1491 nt
Organism: Polistes canadensis
Lineage: Eukaryota; Metazoa; Arthropoda; Insecta; Hymenoptera; Vespidae
Gene: Hakai
Product: E3 ubiquitin-protein ligase Hakai-like
Exons: 5
Coding region: 137-1417 (426 amino acids)
Biological process (GO): regulation of cell adhesion; protein ubiquitination
Molecular function (GO): ubiquitin protein ligase activity
Source: RefSeq, a predicted model, not a curated record